GAUGAAGGCAACGUUGUGUGCUGUAGCGACGAAGUAGCAUCAGGUGGCAGCGGCAGCACCAGCAGCAACAUGUCGAGCCCGUCUCAACGCGCACACCUGGUGAUGCGUGUCCGAGGCGAGAAAUCGGUUACGGAGUCUCCCAUUGACGACGUCCCAUAUCCUGAAUUUCGUACACGCGCGCUUUCUAAAAGGCGGGACGCUCUAGCUGGGGAGAUUCCCGACGACAUGAUAUCCCUUUAUCGUUUCUGGUCUCAUUUCUUGGCUCGGCAUUUUGAUUUGGACAUGUUUGAGGAGUUUCGGUCAUGUGCAGUGGCGGACGCCACAGGGAAGAUGGUCAGCACAACUGGUCUCGAGAACUUGAUUGCCUACUACGAAACGGUUCUCCAAGGCGAACAGGAAAAGCCCCUGGGUAACAUCGAGUUCCUCUACGGACAAGCGAUAGAACUGGCUGCCAAGGCCGAUAUAUCCUGAAAGCCGAAGGCGACAAGAUAAGAACGUUUUACGAAUUACGCAGCUCGUGUGGGGGUUUCUUCGACAGUUGCCGGGUUCUGGAGGUUACGAUUACACACCAUACCACCUGACCUGAUCUUGGGCAAUCUUUCGCUCUUUCCGAAUACCGUUGAAUUUGCAGCGUUUCUUGGGAUCCGUCGAAGCGAACCCGCCCUUACUGUCGUCACUGAACGAUUGGAAAAGUUCUUUGCUUCUUUCUCGUCAAGGAGGGGAGGGAUUGCAAAGAGAUUGCUGCCGGGUGGCCUGUAAUGCAAUAUGCCCAUGGAGGGGUCUGGAUCAGAAAUAAUCGAGACGGGGCGGAUUAAUCAGAAGAUCGCAUGAGGGACGUUGGAGAGAGGUGAGAUUUGGUCCUGGGAUUGAAGGAAGUAUGCUGCUGCUCUCCCACAGGGAGAAAGCUCCGGCCGCGGGUUGAUGGAAAUUUCUUCCGACGUACUCGACGUAGAACCGACAUGUCAUAUGAAUCGGCCUACCCCCCCCCCCCCCUGGCUCCCUUGGGUGGUUUCUACCUCAUCGUUGAUGGGUUUCCCUUCUCUUUCUCUCGCCUCUUGUUGCUAGACGAAGAAAAAAGUUGUCUUCCUUUUUCAUUUGCUAUGUACAUAGCUUCCACUUGGUCUUUUUUCUUUCUUUUUUUUUCUAGGGAAUCAAAUAGGGAUAGGAUGGGGAUGGGCAUGAAAUGCAUUUGAGCGGUCACAAGAUGAGGUUUUGGAGGUGGUGGUUCAUGUUUUUACUAGACUUCUCGCUACUCUGGUUCUUCGGCGCACACGAGAACAAGAAUGAAAGCAGAGCGCAUCACCAUGUAGAACAAGAUACGUUGGUGGUGGGUUUGUACGGGCACGAGCUACACAAACAAAACAAAAAAAAUGAAUAAAUAUGGAAUGGUUGGCGUUAAUGUUUUUUGGGUCAAGAACUUGUGGAUUUGCUUAGUCGCCUGCACUCCUACUAUGUAUGUAUGGCCAUGCCAUUGAACGACAGAU
Molecule: messenger RNA, 1484 nt
Organism: Colletotrichum destructivum
Lineage: Eukaryota; Fungi; Ascomycota; Sordariomycetes; Glomerellales; Glomerellaceae
Exons: 1
Coding region: 70-471 (133 amino acids)
Biological process (GO): mRNA stabilization
Molecular function (GO): RNA cap binding
Source: RefSeq, a predicted model, not a curated record